Molecule: messenger RNA, 2924 nt
Organism: Siniperca chuatsi (mandarin fish)
Lineage: Eukaryota; Metazoa; Chordata; Actinopteri; Centrarchiformes; Sinipercidae
Gene: plk1
Product: polo-like kinase 1 (Drosophila)
Exons: 11
Coding region: 378-2126 (582 amino acids)
Biological process (GO): protein phosphorylation; mitotic cell cycle; regulation of cytokinesis
Cellular component (GO): cytoplasm; centrosome; nucleus
Molecular function (GO): protein serine/threonine kinase activity; protein binding; ATP binding
Source: RefSeq, a predicted model, not a curated record
ACCGAGGGAGCAUUUUAAACUUGUACCAGAGGCUGUUGUCAAAAGGCAGAACGGGGUAACGUUGCAACUACAGAAGGGCGAGUCUGGCGAUAAAUUUCAUGUCUGCCUCAGGUUUUUUUUUUAAUCUUGAGAUUCGCAUGCAGUACAUUUUGUAUCGUUGAAUCAAAGGUUUGAAUAACGUUCGCGUUCAAAGGUGAAACGUUAGUUUUUAUUUGAAUUCACAAGUGUAUGGGAGCAAGCUAGCUUCCAGGGCUAAACUAACGUCGGUUGAGGUAGGGUUAACAAUAGUUGGACCCUUGCAGCUAUUAUCGAUACCUCGACUGCUGAAGAGUUUUAAACGUUUCUUUUAAAGACGCCGAAGAGCACUUUAAUCCAAGAUGAGUGCAGGAAUUGCGAAGCCGGCGAAUCCGUCGGCACAUGUCGACCCGAAAUCAGCUCCUCUCAAAGAAAUCCCAGAUGUUCUGGUUGACCCACGCACCAUGAGAAGAUACGCGAGGGGAAGAUUCCUCGGAAAAGGUGGUUUCGCCAAAUGCUACGAAAUCACAGAUGUGGAGACGAAGCAAGUUUUCGCCGGAAAAAUCGUGCCGAAGUCCCUGAUCCUGAAGCAGCACCAGAGGGAGAAGAUGACCUCUGAAAUCGCCAUUCACAAGAGUCUUAACCAUGCGAACGUCGUCGGGUUUCAUGGGUUUUUCGAAAACGACGACUUUGUCUUUGUUGUCUUGGAAAUCUGCAGGAGAAGGUCCUUGUUGGAGCUGCACAAGCGUCGUAAGGCUGUGACUGAGCCCGAGGCUCGCUACUACAUGACCCAACUGCUUAAGGGUGUCCAGUACCUGCACAACAACAGAGUCAUCCACAGAGACCUGAAACUGGGCAACAUCUUCCUCAAUGAUGACAUGGAGGUCAAAAUAGGGGAUUUUGGUUUGGCCACUAAGAUCGAGUUUGAUGGCGAAAGGAAGAAGACCUUGUGUGGAACGCCCAAUUACAUUGCACCUGAAGUGCUUUGUAAGAAAGGCCACAGCUAUGAAGUGGAUGUCUGGUCGCUUGGAUGUAUAUUGUACACUUUGCUGGUGGGUAAGCCCCCAUUCGAGACCUCCUGUCUGAAGGAGACCUACAACCGCAUCAAGAAAAACAACUACACCAUCCCCUGGCACAUCAACCCGGCCGCUUCCUCUCUCAUCAAGCGGAUGCUGCAUGCUGAUCCCGCCCAAAGGCCUACCAUCACUGCGCUGCAGGCGGACGAGUUCUUCACAUCCGGCUAUAUCCCCUUACGCCUGCCCACCACCUGCCUCACUGUGCCCCCGCGGUUCUCCAUUGCCCCUUCCACAACUAUGGAGCUCAACCAGAGACGCCCACUGACUGCUAUUAACAACAAGGGAGGGACGGAGAAGGUGGACAUGAAGGAUGAGCCUGUCCAAAGGGAGGCUGAGCCAUCAGAAAACCACCUGAAGGAUAUGCUGCAGCAGCUCAACAGUAUCAUUGCUGCCAAGCCCUCUGAGAAGGCGGUCAUCUGCCAAGAAGAGGCAGAGGAUCCUGCAUGUAUUCCUAUCUUCUGGAUCAGCAAAUGGGUGGACUACUCUGACAAAUAUGGAUUAGGCUACCAGCUCUGUGACAACAGCGUGGGUGUGCUGUUCAACGAUUACACGCGUAUGAUCAUGUACGCUGACGGAGACAGUCUGCAGUACAUUGACAAGACGGCAGCUGAAUCCUACCUCAGCGUGCGCUCUUACCCUGCUGCUCUCAACAAGAAGAUAACAUUGCUAAAAUAUUUCCGCAAUUACAUGAGCGAGCACCUGCUGAAGGCUGGCGCCAACAUUGCACGGCGGGAUGGAGAUGAGUUGGCACGGCUGCCUUACCUCUCGCUCUGGUUCAGAACCAAGAGCGCCAUCGUCCUUCACCUCACCAACGGCACCGUUCAGAUCAACUUCUUCCAGGACCACACCAAGCUGAUCCUGUGUCCGCUGAUGGCUGCAGUGACCUACAUUGACGAGAAGCGAGACUUCCGCACCUACAAGCUGUCUCUGCUGGAGGAGUUCGGCUGCAGUAAAGAGCUGGCCAGCCGCAUUCGCUACGCCAAGCUCAUGGUGGAGAAACUGCUGGACAGCAAGCCUUCCACUGCCACACAUUAGACCACCUUGCACCACUUCUUCAAAUCACUCUGUCUUUAAUCACUGGCCACUUCUUCCUGUCUGCCAGCCUCUGAGGACAGAACAGACUUAACUCUCAUAUUUUAUUGAAGGGUGUAAUGAUUUUUGACAUUUGAGGCUUUGACAUGUACCAUGAAAAUUAAUCUGUAUGUUGUACAUGAAUUUCAGUCUCUCAGCCGCUGAUUUUUAUCCCUUUUCCCUGCUGUUAAUACAAACGCUGUUAUCUUAAAACUUUCUUGAUGAAGCUUACUCUUGACAAACACGUUCCUGCUGACGUAAUCUAAGAAGGCUGGAUCGCUGACCGCACAGCAGAGUUGACCCUGUACGUUCAAAUGAGUCUAGGAGGAAAAAGAUGACAUAAGUGUUCCCUGUGUUCAAAUUCAUCAUCUUGAAGUUAAAACAUUCCUCCCAAGAUCCUCUCUGCUUGUUUGCAUUUGUUCAUGUAUCAGUCAUGCUUUUAAACCUGAACCAGAGUGGACAAAUGUGUGGUGGGGGAUUGAGACUCAGACUGGCUGUGUGGAUGGAAAAAGCUUCUCUGGUCUGCUUCUCUAGUUUCUAUUUUAUGUGUUGUAUGUAGAGAAAUGGACCAUGUUAAUACGUCUUCAUCAUGUACAUUCUUUCUGUAGUUACUUUUUACACUCUUUUUUAAGUCUAUUUUAGAUGUCUUGUCUCUUUCAACAAGAUGUACAAACUUGUACAUACUGCUGAAUAUGCAUAAAUGUUGUAAAGAUGGUUUAAUUUUACCCAAGUUUAAAUAAAGAUUCUCUUGAGCAAGAUGAA